Messenger RNA from Malaya genurostris, 736 nucleotides. RefSeq lists its product as uncharacterized. The coding region runs from base 131 to 736 and encodes 201 amino acids. Gene Ontology annotation, biological process: lipid transport. Gene Ontology annotation, cellular component: extracellular region. The transcript has 2 exons. Gene Ontology annotation, molecular function: lipid binding. The record is from RefSeq and is a predicted model, not a curated record. NCBI's taxonomy places the organism in Eukaryota, Metazoa, Arthropoda, Insecta, Diptera, Culicidae.
UUUAUUGGCUUUCCCAAAAUGCUUUCCAUACCAAAAAUGCACUAUAUAAGACUGAACAGAUGUGGUGACGGGUAUCAGUUCUACUUUUGACCGUGGAUGGUGCAACUCAGUUAGUGAAUUCCAUAGCAUCAUGAUGGCAAGAGUACUACAAAUCGUUCUGGUGUUCGGACUACUACAGGUUUCGCUAGCCCGUGUAGUUGCUCCAACUCCAGUGACAACUUCAACUCCCUCGACAGUGGGAGACUUUUUCAAGAAUCUCACCGAUUUCGGACAGAAAGUUCAGAAGGCACUCACUGAAACCCAGGAGGUUGUGGCGAAAUCGCUUGGUUUUCAAUCCAACCAGGAAGUAGUUGAGACACUACAGAACAACACCCAUAAGUACGUCGAGCAGCUCAAAACACUACACACCACGCUCCAGAAGGAAGGUGCGAAGCAUGCCGACAUUUUCGAACCGGUGGUUAAGGAUCUGAAUGUAAAGUUGGCCGAAACGACCAAGAAACUAAGCGAACAGAAACCGGAGAUCAUUCAGAAGGCCAAGGAAUACCACGAAACAGUGCAAGCCAACAUCCAAUCGUUGGUGACGGAAGCCAAGAAAGCCGGCGAUCGCCUGAAGGACGAGAGCCGCGGUGCCACCGAUCAGCUGCAAUCUGCUUUGAAACAAUUGUACGAAAUUACGGUUGACAACCUUAAGAAGACUGUGAACGAAUUGGAAGCUAAAACUAAGAAGCGAGAAUAA